UCACAAUCCAAAGGAAGGGCUGGUGACUGGCGCUCACCUACUACAUCAUUCAUGACGUAUUCACUUUCCCUCACUCACCUACUACAUAAUGUCUAACAAUUUGAGCCAAAAGAACAACAUUUUCCCAAGAAUAUUCCAGCCAAACGAUGGCAGCGGAGAUGAGCUUGCAAGUUCCAAGGGUGAAACUGGGGAGCCAAGGACUUGAGGUCUCAAAGCUGGGGUUUGGAUGUAUGGGCCUAACUGGGGUCUAUAAUACUCCUGUCUCAGAUGAAGAUGGAAUCUCUAUAUUGAGGGAUGCCUUCAAAAAAGGAAUCACGUUUUUUGAUACGGCAGAUAUAUACGGACCCCAUACUAAUGAAAUUUUGGUGGGAAAGGCCUUGAAGCAGUUACCAAGAGAAAAAAUUCAGUUAGCCACUAAGUUUGGUGUUUUUAAAAUGGAAUUUCCUCAUAUGAUAGUUAAGGGUACCCCUGAGUAUGUACGCUCAUGUUGUGAGGCUAGCUUGAAGCGCCUAGGUGUGGAUUACAUUGAUCUGUAUUAUCAGCAUCGAGUUGACACUUCUGUGCCUAUUGAGGAAACUAUGAGUGAACUUAAAAAACUGGUGGAAGAAGGAAAAAUCAAGCACAUUGGGCUAUCUGAAGCCAGUCCAGACACAAUAAGGAGGGCACAUGCUGUUCACCCCAUCACAGCUGUACAAAUGGAGUGGUCUCUUUGGACUCGUGAUAUCGAGGAAGAGAUUAUUCCCCUUUGCAGGGAUCUUGGUAUUGGAAUUGUUCCAUACAGUCCUCUUGGUCGUGGUUUUUUUGCUGGUAAAGCAAUUAUGGAAAGUUUGCCUGCAAAUAGCAGCUUGGUUGGACAUCCUAGAUUUCGAGCAGAGAACUUGGACAAAAACAGAAGGAUAUACAGUCGAUUGGAAAACCUUACUAAGAAGUAUCAAUGCUCUCCUUCUCAGCUAGCAUUGGCUUGGGUUCUCCAACAAGGGGAUGAUGUUGUGCCUAUUCCUGGGACCACUAAGAUCAAGAACCUGGACGAGAACCUUGGCUCCCUGAAGGUGAAACUUACAGAAGAAGAGCUGAAAGAAAUUGCUGCUGCUGUACCAAUCGAAGAGGUAGCAGGAGAUAGAACUUAUGAGAGCAUGAGCUACUUGUCAUGGAAGUUUGCCAACACCCCUCCAAAAGGUAGUGGUGUCUCAAAUUAAAGCAUUUAGAAAUGUAUUCUGUUACACUUGGGGAUGUAAUCAUCUUAUGAAUAAAAGUGAGAAUCUCUGUGAGAUUGCAAAAUUGUAUGUUUGUGAGCUGCAGUGCAAUUACUCUCUAUUAUUGAACAAAUGAUUAAUAAAUUCUGCGGUUAUGGUACCA
Molecule: messenger RNA, 1356 nt
Organism: Hevea brasiliensis (rubber tree)
Lineage: Eukaryota; Viridiplantae; Streptophyta; Magnoliopsida; Malpighiales; Euphorbiaceae
Product: probable aldo-keto reductase 1
Exons: 7
Coding region: 147-1196 (349 amino acids)
Cellular component (GO): cytoplasm
Source: RefSeq, a predicted model, not a curated record